AUGGAUUUGAAAAACGAAUUGUUACAGCACAUUCAACAGAUAUCAAUCGAUCAAAAUAAGCACGAGACCAAAUCGAAUUAUCGUCCGAAGUAUAGCAACGAACAUUACACGAAGUUAAUCUGGAGUUCCACAGAUUACAAUGAUGUUGAGAACAUCCAAGUUCAAUUAAUAGCCGUUGAAAACGACGAUCAACGUGAUUUAUUUGAUUACAUUCGACACACUGUCUCCUCUAUGCCUCAGUGUCAAAUUCCCGGACGAGUUCUUUCUGUGUUAGUCUACGAUCAGUAUUCGCAAACUUAUCUUGGAAUAUUGCAACUAACAACAGACUUAUUAAAAAGUGAAUCUAAAGAUAAUUUCAUACAACCAGCUUUAGAGCCCGCUAAGAGAAAUCGUUUCAAACAACAUAUCCGCGAUCAUUCGGUGAAUUUAUCCAUUUGCGUUCCCGUUCAACCAUUUGGUUAUAAUUUCUGCGGAGGAAAACUUUUAGCAAUGCUCGCAUUCUCCAUUGAACUCCAUCAAUUCUAUGAGAAACGUUACGGCUAUCCAAUAGCAUUAGUGACAACAACAUCCAUCCACGGCAAAUCGAUUCAAUACGAUCGAUUGAAACAAUUGAAAUUCAUUGGUUAUACCAAAGGAUUUGGAAUCAGUCACAUACCAACGUCAUUGCUUGAAAAGGGAAAAGUUUAUCUUGAACAAAAUCAUCCUGAAUCCCUUCAUCGAAAACAAGCCAAUUGGCAAUUGUUGAAAAUUCUCGUACAAAAAUUAGAUAUCGAUAGCAACGACGUGUUUUAUCAUGGCAAUCAGCGAGGUAUCUAUUGCGGCUGGACAGGAGCAAAUGGAAGUGAUUUUCUUAUGAAGAGAGUCACACGACUCAAUCAAGAUAAACUCCAACCAGUCGAGGAAUGCAGCCGAUUUUGGAAAGACAGAUGGGCAAAACAACGAUCGACACAUUUGAACAAACUGAAAGCUCUAGAUUGA
Molecule: messenger RNA, 978 nt
Organism: Adineta ricciae
Lineage: Eukaryota; Metazoa; Rotifera; Eurotatoria; Adinetida; Adinetidae
Source: the annotation of a GenBank genome assembly